UAUGCCUUUUCAUUACUCUCGCUUAUACAACAAAAACACCCUAAAACUUUAAGUAUAAUCCAAUAUAGAAUGGACAAAGAUGAACAGAAUUACUGGCACCUCCGACCCCUUUACAAUGAGAAUGUACCAAGCUUACCACCUGUGAAUGUGGUGGAACCACUGACGGCACGGAAUCUCGUCCAGCUGUACUUCAACACCUUUUUCGCUGCCAAUUUUGCAGAAUCGUGGGUAUUUUGGAUGGAUGUGGCCAAGACCCGGAUGCAGGUGGAAGGCGAGGAGGCUAAGAAAACGGGUGCUAGAAUGCCAACUUUUCGGGCCACAAUCAAGAACAUGAUCCAGGUGGAAGGCUUCAAAUCGUUAUACUCUGGCUUUUCGGCCAUGGUCACCCGCAACUUUCUAUUUAAUUCGGUCCGUGUCGUCCUAUACGACAUCUUCCGGCGCCCAUUUCUAUAUGUCAACGAGAACAACGAAGAAAGGCUGGGAACCCAUUGGGCCUUGGGCUGUAGCUUCGCGGCAGGUUGCAUAGCCCAAGGGCUGUCCAACCCCUUUGACAUUGUCAAGGUUCGGAUGCAGACGGAGGGCCGACGACUUCAGCUGGGCUAUGAGCCGCGGGUUAAGAACAUGGUCCAGGCCUUUGGGGACAUCUACAGGCAGGGAGGUCUGCCCAGCAUGUGGAAGGGCGUAGGACCCAGCUGCUUGAGGGCCUGCCUGAUGACAACCGGUGAUGUGGGCACCUAUGACCUGAGCAAGCGCAUGCUGAAGCGCUUCCUGGGCUUGGAGGAGGGCAUCCCAUUGCGAUUCGGUGCCUCCAUGUGUGCCGGGUUCACGGCAUCCGUGCUGAGUACUCCGGCUGAUGUGAUCAAGUCACGGAUGAUGAACCAGCCGGUGGAUGAAAGCGGAAAGAAUCUAUAUUAUAAGAGCUCUUUGGACUGUAUUCGAAAGCUGGUGAAGGAAGAGGGAGCGUUGACGCUAUACAAGGGCUUCAUACCCAUCUGGUUUCGUCUUGGACCCUUCUCGGUCAUCUUCUGGCUCUCGGUUGAACAGCUUCGCCAGUGGGAGGGUCAGGUGGGAUUCUAAGGAAUUUGGUAUUCCAAUUGGGACUAUAGAAUUUCAUAAUAUUUCUUUGGAAAUAUGUUUUUACUGAAAUUGACUGUAUAGAUAUGGGAUAGCAUCAAGAGAGUAUCUUUUGCAAAAUUAAU
Messenger RNA from Drosophila serrata, 1199 nucleotides. Its product is annotated as Uncoupling protein 4C. NCBI's taxonomy places the organism in Eukaryota, Metazoa, Arthropoda, Insecta, Diptera, Drosophilidae. The record is from RefSeq and is a predicted model, not a curated record.